Caenorhabditis bovis is the source of this 2769-nucleotide messenger RNA. NCBI's taxonomy places the organism in Eukaryota, Metazoa, Nematoda, Chromadorea, Rhabditida, Rhabditidae. The record is from the annotation of a GenBank genome assembly.
AUGAUAAAAUGGUUGAAUAAGAUCUCGUCGCCAUUGUCAGCCGAUUCGAGCCCGAGAAAUGUUGGACGCGCUGAUAUUUUAUCGACCACGUCACGAGCAAAAUGGACUUCUGCCUAUGCAUCGGAUCCUUCUGAAUGGGAACGCCUCUUCGAUGCCAAAUGGAAAAUCGUAGAUUCGAUUUUGGAGAAGAAAUUGGUGAAUGUUGAGCAUGAAGUUGAUUUUGAUGAGAUGAUGGCGUUGAUUGAAAAUGCGACAAAUAUGUGUACAUUGCUCAUGUUAGAGGUGAACUCUCAACCAGAACCGUCGAUUGGGCCAAUUCUUGAUCGGUUUUUUACGGAACAAAUAAUGGAAAGAAUUCUGGAUUGGGUUAUUCAGUUGCCAACUCUUUUAAAACCAUCAUGUCAGUUGGCGAUUGUGAGAAUUUAUGAGAAUAUUGUGUCCGAGUCGCACUCUCAGAAUCACUGUCUACUUGUUCAUAAACCGAUUCUGAAUCCUUUACUUCGGCUUUUGUUUCAUUUUGGGUCUCGACGCGCCGACGCUUAUUAUCAUCAGUUCGAAGGACGAAAAACUGAGCUAUCAGCCACUGAGAAACAUUUUGUACUACUUUUGAACCAAAUUUGUACCAAAUUAGCAGAAGAUAAAACUCUUCUACAUUUUUUCUUCCACUGCGCUAAUGGUUCGGAGCAGUUUAUUGUGUUCACGCAAUUAAUUACUUUCUUAUACGAACAGAAUGAUAUUGGCCAAUUGGCACGCGAUGCUCUUCUACUCAUCCUUUCGGUUUCAUCCGAUCAUGAUGCAAUUGCUCAAUUUGUGGCUUAUCGAACAGCAUUUUGCCCGGUUGUUGCAACUGGACUCUCUGGCUGUUUUUCCCAACUACCACGCUCAAUUCAUGGCGACGGCGGCGAGCGAUGGGUUGACGACGAAUUCUCGGAUUCAUUGUCUGAUUUCCAUUCGUCGAUUCUUUUCUGCAAUGCCGUUGCUCAAGCAGCUCAUCCAGCUGUUGUCGCUCAAAUCUCAAAAUAUUUCUACUCAGGAUUCUUGAUUCCUGUCGUCAAACCGGCACUUCUUCAAGAUGAUCGACAGUAUAUUGCGGCAAGUCUCGCUUACCUUCAGUUGUGCCUUGAAACAAUUACGGAGCCAGUGCUGAUCCGAGCGGUUGUUGAAUUAAUAUUGACAGAAAGAGAUGAGAAUGGCACAUUGCUGUUUGAAAGAAUAAUGAACUACAUGAAGAGUGGAGAUAAGGCUUCGAUUGUUGCGAUUUCACUAACAGACACGUUGAUUCAAUUAUGCUGCGAAGAUGUUAUGCUAGCGUUCGUAUUCCGCCCUCUUCUCACCAAUCACGUUGCCAAUAAAAAACAACUUUCGAAAGUGCAUAAUCGUAUUCGAUGCUCGACUUUUGCUCAAAAAUACUUGGAUUGCAUUCCAAAAUGCAUUAUGAACUAUAAAGAGGUGUGUUCGCAAACGACACUUGCGGAGUACAUCGAUGAGAAUCGCCUGAAAAUGGAUGCGCGAUCCGAUCAAUGCCGAUCUUGGAAAUGGAAAUAUGAUGGGGUUGUUGCUGACAGCUUCUGCCUUCCUUCCGAAUCCGAUGAUGACGCCACGUGUCACGUUCCAUUUUCUCGGUUGUCAUCAAGUAGAUCAUCAAUGUCAAUGGCAACACACGGCUUAAAUCGAUACAUCCACUCAUCGUCGCAUUUGUCAUACGACUUUAAUAUAGAGAAAGUGUGCGCUCUUGGUGAGAAGCAGAAGAAUUAUGAUGAUGUUGUUUAUGAGGAUAUCAAUUCAUAUGAUAUUGAUGAUAUUGAGGAAGAUAAUCACUUCAUUCUACCACAAAUUGAUGAAAUGACGACAUCGAAAGUAAUGAGCUCAUCGUGUUUGGAUUAUCUUCAUAUCAGUGGAUUGGAUGAUUUUAGCGAAUCUGAUGAUUCGGCUCCAAUUAUGUCCAAAAGAAGUACGGAAGGAGAAACUACGGAUCCUGAUUCCGGUACCUCGUUUGUUCUUUCUGGAUGGCAAGAUGUGAAGGAUGAAGAAACGUGGAGGAGUCUUCUCGAAAAACAGAAAGUCAAGGGAAAAUUGAUGAAUUUUGGUGAAAUCACCUCAUUCAUCGAUGAGAAAAUGAAAGAGCUGAAAUCGAGAGAGGAACAAGAUGAGCCCGAAGGCGAUGAAAAGAAUAAUGCGGAAAAGAAUGAAGCGGUUGAAGUUCGAACAACGGGAUUCUCUGUUUAUCAAUUCUCAGAAAGAUCGACACUUUUGAAGUUCAUUUUUGAUAGUAUCGAAACUUUAUGCGAAAAUUCGAUAUCAUUCAAUGUUGAAAUUUGUUGUUUGGUUUCGAAUCUCGCGACAUAUCCUCAGCCAAUUCUUGCUUAUUAUUUGUUCGAUGUAAAAGAAGACAAAUCGGAGAAAUGCCUUCUGUCGAUUCUUUCAAAUGUUCAAACGCGUAUUGAAGUGAUGGCUGAGGGAAUCGAAGGUUUCGACAUUUGGAUUCAGCGUGCUCUGAAAUCGAUGGAAGCACGUGCUGCCCGAAUUCAGCGGCAAUGUGUGGCGAACACAAAAUCGCCUCGUGAAGAGUCAUCGUUUUUCAGUCGAUCAUUCGGCGGCUCGUUCCGCAAACCGCCAUCAUUCAGUUUACAUACGCACAAACACAUUGAUAGCAUGGAAGUUCAUCGCGACGAUGCAACAGCAAAACAGACGGCGUUCGCCGCGAUUUUCCUCGCUCAUCUAUCGCAAAUAUUCGCCUCAAUCGUCUUACAGCAAUCGGUUGUCUGCUGA